Molecule: messenger RNA, 1784 nt
Organism: Penaeus vannamei (Pacific white shrimp)
Lineage: Eukaryota; Metazoa; Arthropoda; Malacostraca; Decapoda; Penaeidae
Source: RefSeq, a predicted model, not a curated record
CCAUGGUGUCCCCGCCUUGAGGGGAAGUGAUGAGGUUGUGCUUUGCGGUUGAGAUUGAAAGUGUCGUGUGUUAGUGUAGUUGAGGAGCCAGUGCGCCACGGAUGGUUGAGUGUGCGAGUGCGCAGGAGGGGCGCCGUGAUGGAGGGGCCGCAUGUGGUCCGCCCCUUGCGCCCUGCGCAGUGCCACGCCUCUUUGUUUGACCAGCUCGGCGGCGUGUUCGAGGCACAGCCGUCGCGCUCGUACUCGGGGGACGACGCGGAGCCCGAGCGCCGCGCCGAAGGGAACCCCCUCAAGCGCUCCUGGUCCUUCGACGAGCGCAAGUUCGGGCAGCUGGCCCACGGCGGCGGCGAUGCCCGGGAGCGAGGCCCCGACGCCCACGCCGCCCACCACCCGCGGACAGCCAUGAUGCCGCCGCCGCCGCCCCUCGACCAGGACACGCGCCGUCAGCUGGACGAGUUCGAGGAAGUGAUCUCGCGCAUGGAGACCAUGAGCGGCGGCGACACGUCGUCCCGCCACAGCGCCAUGCCGCCGCCGCCGCCGCCGCCGCCUGCUUACCCGGGCGCCGCCCACGCCCAGCGCUCGCCCGCCCACCACCACCACUUGGGCAUGCAGCAACAUCUUCAUGCACAGCAGUCUCACAUGCCGCCGCCGCCGCCACCGCAGCAACAGCAGCAGGUACAGCAGCAGCCGCAGCAGGAGCUCCUGCAGGCCGUGCUGCAGCAUCACCAGCAGCAGUAUGAGUCUGGCACGGGCGGCCAGAGCGUGGGUGGCUACGAGUGCAGGGGCAGCCAGAUGGAAAUCGGCGGCGAGAAUUUCCUGUCGCCCACCAGCGAGUCGCAUCUCUCCAUCCCGCAACAGGUGUCCCCCCAUGUGUCUCCGCACGUGUCUCAGCAAGUGUCUCCGCACGUGUCCCAGCAGGUGUCUCCGCACGUGUCCCAGCAGGUGUCUCCUCACGUGUCUCAGCACGUGUCCCCGCACGUGUCCCGCCAGGGCUCCCCUCACGUGUCCCCGCAGGUGUCGCCCUUCACGUCGCCGCACACGUCGCCGUCCGCGGCCGCCACGCCGCCCAUCCACUCGCGCCCGUCCACGCCCCAGUCGUGCCCGCCCUCGAGGCGCUCCUCCUCCGAGAUGGCGCCCUCGUCGUUGCAGCUGCCCUCGCUCUCGCAGUCGCUGUCGCAGCCCUCCACGCCGACGCCUCAGGUCAAGAUCGAGGUGACGGGCCCGUGGAGGGCGGGGGCGGGGCGGGGCCAGCGGCAGGGAUGGGCGUGUCCUUGGCCUUCCUCCCCCCGCCCCGCCUUCCAACGUGAAGGCGAUGCCCACCACGUCACGGACGCAGCUGAAGCAGCAGUUGAUGCGCCAGCAGCUGCAGCAGCAGCAGGAGCAGCGCGACAGGGACGCGCGCAUGCAGCAGCAACAGAUGCACCAGCAGCAGAUGCAGCACCUGCAGCCAGGCCAGCAAGGGCGUCCGCAACACCAGCAACACCAACAGCAACAUCAGCAGCACCAGCACCCGCAGCAACAGCCGCAGCUGCAACACCCGCCGCAGCCCGCGCAGCAGCCGCAGGAGCCCAUCGCCAUCCCGACGUCAGUGCCGCAGGAUGUGCCGCCGCAGGUCUUGCAGGUAGGCCCCCCCCCCCAUCGGAUCUCUUAGGGGCCGCUUGCCCCCCCCACCCCCCGCCUCGGUUUGCUAGGCUGUGGUACGCGAGGGGGGGGGAGGAGGAGAAGGAGAAGGAGAAAGGGAAGAAAGAGAAGGAGAAGGAGAAAGAGUAGGGAAAAAAGAGGAG